UAAAAUACUGUAAAGCCGACUCACCAAAAUAAGGCAUCUUCAAACCUUAAUUUUCCUUCCUCAUUUACUCCUACAUUCUAGCAAGUUCUGUAAAAGAAACCUUAUCUCAUAGUUCAUCAAAAAUGGCUACUUCAGGAAACACUUCAACCACAAAGAGGUAUGCAGUUGUGACAGGGGCAAAUAAAGGGAUUGGACUAGGUAUCUGCAAGCAACUAGCUGCUGAACAUGGUAUUAUUGUGGUACUAACUGCUAGAAAUGAACAAAGGGGUCUUGAAGCUGUGGAAAAGCUCAAAGAAUCUGUGGGUUUAAGUGAUGAUCAACUCAUCUUUCAUCAGCUUGAUGUUGCUGACCCUGCAAGUGUUUCAUCUUUUGCAGAAUUCAUAAAAAACAAAUUUGGAAGACUUGAUAUCUUGGUAAAUAAUGCAGGAGUUGGGGGAGUUGCUCUAGAUGAUAAAGUAUAUUUAGACCAAGUGUCGAAUAAUGGGACAGGACAAGUCGAUUGGAAUGGGAUUAUGUCCGAGUCAUACGAGUUAGCUGAACAAUGCUUGCAAACGAACUACUAUGGGGCAAAAAGAAUGACAGAAGCACUAAUUCCAUUACUGCAGUUAUCUGAUUCACCGCGUAUUGCAAAUGUUUCUUCCUCCAUGGGAAAGUUAAAGAAUUUACCAAAUGAAUGGGCUAAAGGAAUACUGAAUGAUGAGCCAAACCUUACAGAAGCAAGAGUCGAUGAGGUGCUAAACCAGUACCUGAAAGAUUACAAGGAGGGAUCAGUACAGGAAAAAGGUUGGCCACACUUCAUGUCAGCAUAUGUAGUCUCGAAAGCAGCAAUGAAUGCAUACACAAGGAUUUUGGCCAAAACGUACCCAACUUUCUGCAUCAAUGCUGCUUGUCCUGGCUAUGUGAAAACAGAUAUAAAUAUGAAUACUGGUAAAUUAAGUGUCGAAAAAGGGGCUAAAAAUGUGGUGAAGAUAGCAUUGCUGCCUAACGGGGGACCUUCUGGCCUUUUCUUCGUUGAGGGUAACAUAUCAUCCUUCGAGUAAAGGUAACUGCAACUAUAUGCUGCAAACAAGCUAUCAUGGCACAAUAAUUGAUGAAAUGUAAACCAAAUCAAAUUCAAUAGGCCUCAGUUUAUAUUGGUUAUCUGGAUAUUCAUGUUAUGUUUACCUUCUACUAUAACUUUGUAGUGAGAGAUUAGUGCGAUGAUGCCAUGAAAUGAUGUGGUGAUGAUAUCA
Molecule: messenger RNA, 1232 nt
Organism: Daucus carota subsp. sativus
Lineage: Eukaryota; Viridiplantae; Streptophyta; Magnoliopsida; Apiales; Apiaceae
Product: (+)-neomenthol dehydrogenase
Exons: 5
Coding region: 123-1040 (305 amino acids)
Cellular component (GO): membrane
Molecular function (GO): oxidoreductase activity, acting on the CH-OH group of donors, NAD or NADP as acceptor
Source: RefSeq, a predicted model, not a curated record